Messenger RNA from Scleropages formosus (Asian bonytongue), 2048 nucleotides. RefSeq names its product solute carrier family 22 member 3-like. Gene Ontology annotation, biological process: transmembrane transport. Lineage: Eukaryota; Metazoa; Chordata; Actinopteri; Osteoglossiformes; Osteoglossidae. Gene Ontology annotation, cellular component: membrane. The record is from RefSeq and is a predicted model, not a curated record. The coding region runs from base 74 to 1669 and encodes 531 amino acids. The transcript has 11 exons. Gene Ontology annotation, molecular function: transmembrane transporter activity.
CUUCGUCAACUCCGUCAAGCAUUCCCCUUCUGUUUACCUUUCAUGCGAGCAAAGGAGAGAGUUGCUCAACACAAUGCCAUCCUUCGAUGAGCUGCUGGUCGACAUAGGAGACUUUGGGCCCUACCAGAAGAAGAUAUGUCUGCUGUGCUGCAUCCCUGGGGUCCUGUUCGCUUUUGUAUAUGUGGGCGUAGUCUUCAUUGGGAGAACCCCCGGGCACUGGUGCCGUGACCCGGCUGCUGAGCGGGCUCUGGAGGCUUGUGGCUGGUCGGACGAGGAUCUGAGGGAAAUCACUGUUCCACAGUUGGCCGCGGGCUCCUUCAGCAGCUGCCAGAGGUUCGACCUGGACUGGAACAGCACAGAGGCGGGCUGUAGGCACCACAGCGGUGGGCUGUCCACCUUCAACACCACCGGGCUGGUAACGUGUCACAGCGGCUGGCACUUUGACCAGUCCCUCUCUACAAUCGUCUCUCAGUUUGAGCUGGUGUGUGAGAAUGCAUGGAAAGCAGAUCUUAACCAAGCUUUCUUAAAUGUGGGGUUUCUGCUGGGAGCAGUGGUAAUUGGUUAUGGAGCGGACAGAUAUGGUCGAAAACGUUGCUUCCUCAUUUCAGUUUUUGGGCUUGGUGUUUCCGGUGUUGGAAUGAUAUUUUCUCCAAGUUACCCAGUUCUUUUGGCAUUCCGUGUUAUCCAGGGGGUUUUCGGAAAAGGGGCAUGGAUGUCUUCUUAUGUGCUGGUGACUGAGAUUGUUAGCGCAAAGCGAAGGCGACUGGUGGGGAUUGUGGCCCAGAUCUUUUUCACCAUUGGGGUCAUCAGUCUGCCUGGAAUAGCGUAUUUUAUUUCUUCAUGGAAGAUGCUGCAGUUCACCCUGACAUUGCCAUGUUUUAUCUUGCUGGUGUAUUAUUGGCUCAUUCCAGAAUCUCCACGAUGGCUGCUCUCAAUGAAUAAAAAGACAGAAGCCAUGAAGACCAUCAAAAAAAUAGCAAGAAAGAAUUUAAAAACUCUCCCAAAGGAAUAUAUCGAGAUGGGGAUUUUAGAACCUGGUCUUGACAGUGAUUUGUCAAAUACUCCAUCUCCAUUAGAUGUCUUCAAGACACCUCAGAUGAGGAAGAUAACUCUGAUCUUAAUGUAUUCCUGGUUUACCAGCUCAGUGGUGUACCAGGGCUUGAUAAUGCGCACAGGCAUCAUCCAAGGGAGCUUGUAUCUUGAGUUCUUCCUCUCAGGGGUGGUGGAGCUGCCCUCAGCGCUGCUUUUCUACUUGACCGUCGACAGGUUCGGUCGAAAGGUGCCUUUUGCUUUGUCUAACAUCAUCGGUGGCCUCUCUUGUUUGGCUGCAACUUUUACACCUGAUGAUAUUCCUUGGCUGAGAACUGCCGUAGCUGUCACUGGGAGGCUUGGAAUAACACUCGGUUUUGAGAUUGUGUAUUUGAUCAGUGCUGAACUUUAUCCCACAUCAUUACGGAACCUUGGUGUGUCCAUUUCAUCAGCACUCAGUGAUGUCGGCGGAAUUGCUGCUCCCUUCCUGCUCUUCAGAUUAGCAAAUCUGUGGACAGAAUUGCCCAUGUUAUUAUAUGGAGUUAUGUGUUUGAUCUAUGGUGCUCUGGUGUUUCUCUUGCCUGAAACUAAAGGGACUGACCUACCUGAGACCACUGAAGAUAUAAAAGCUCUCAGGUAACUGGUAACUGAUACAAUGACAAGGUUAAAAUUCAGACAAUAACUGCAUCUUUUAGACAAUUUUAUUUUAUUUUUUUAAACUGGCAGCAGAACUUAUAUGGUCCAUAUUGUGUGAGACGGACAUUGUGUAGUAACACAAGAGUCUGAAAAGCCAUACUCACGUCUUAUAAAAUACUUACACAGUUACAUUAGGCUGUUCUGCCACACUGAAGAAAGUGAAAGACCUUUUCUAUUGUUAUACUGAGUUGGUUCUUUCGAAAAUCUUACGUAGCUUAUACGAUGUAAUAUAUCUAUAUGCAGUGUUACGUUCACAGCGGGUGUCCAUGUUGUUUUCUUUUUUGGUUUACCCCUCCUCUUGACUUGGAUUGGAGCCCAACUGU